Molecule: messenger RNA, 570 nt
Organism: Closterium sp. NIES-65
Lineage: Eukaryota; Viridiplantae; Streptophyta; Zygnematophyceae; Desmidiales; Closteriaceae
Source: the annotation of a GenBank genome assembly
AUGGGGUGGCGCGGACGGGGUGAGAGUGGGGCAUAUGGUUCCGGUGGUAGAGUGUGUCGCACGGAUGGGCUGCGGGGUUCCUACUGGGCGACGGGUUGCGGGCAGGUUGCGGGGUGCAUACGGGGCGACGGGGUGCUGGCAGGUGACGGGGUGCAUAAGGGGCGACGGGGUGUGGGCGUCGGGAUGUGGGGCGUGUACGGGCUACAGGGCCUGGGCGUCGGGGCGUGGGCUGCUUAUGGGGUACAGGGCACGGGCAUCGGCCUACGGGGCGCGAGUGGUGCGACGUUGGGCUAUGGGUGUGGGCGAGCUCGGGGCCUCCACCGCCACCCCCGCCGCCUCCGCCGCCUACGCCGCCUCCGCUACUACCGCCGCCUCCGCCACCUCCGCUCCCACCGCCACCGCCGCCGCCGCCUCCGCCUCCACUGCCGCCACCGACACCUCCACCCCCACCACCACUCCCACCGCCACCCCCAGUCCCCCUGCCGCCUCCACCUCCACCUCCACCGCCCCCGCUCGCCCCUCCAGUGCCACUGCCCCCCUUGCCCUUGCCAGAGCGGCGUCUCCGGCUAG